AUGUUUUUUUUUCAGCAACUUGCAACUGAUUCAUUUGUGACAUUUUCAAAUAUUGAAGAAUCUUCACCAUCUUAUCAUCGACAAUAUGAUUUCUUUAUUGAUAAAUUCUCUCAAAUGUGUCACGCAAAUCAACAAACCGCUUAUGGAGAAGAUUUCAAAAAAGCGAGAUGUGCUGGUUUAAGAGGAUUACGAGGAGUUGUUUGGAAAUCGGUCACUGAUGAUCUUCAUCCAAAUAUUUGGGAACAGCAACAUAUGGAUAAAAUAGUUCCAUCAAUUUUAUAUAAUCUUCAAGAACCAGAUGAAAAUGGAAAAUCUUUCUCUGCUUCAAAUUUGCCAAAUUUUGAUGUUUCAUUCGCUGAUGCAACACAAUUAUCAACACAACGAGAAGAAGAUGAAGCAACUCCAAGAGUUUUAUCUGAUAGAUGUUUAAGAGAAUUAAUGGGCAAAGCUUCUUUUGGAUCAUUGCGAGCUGUUAUUGAACCUGUUUUGAAACAUAUGGAUUUGCAUAAACAAUGGACUCCACCACCGAGUUUUGCAAUUCAUUGUUUCCGUGCAAUUAUCUACAGUAUCCAAAGUCAAAAUAGUUAUUUUGUUAUUCAAGAACUUAUAAAUCAUUUGGAUAGUAUGUGCACUGCUGAUGCUUCAACAAGAAUUGGAAUAGCUACAGUACUCUCAAAUAUUGUUUCAAUCGCUGGAACUUCAAUCGGACCUCUUCUUCUCUCGAUUUUCAAUUCACUUUUGAAACAUUUGAGAACAUCAGUGGAUUUCGAAAGAAGUGGAAAAUGUAGCGAUCAAGCAGCUGAAAAAUUAUAUCAAGAAGCAUUGAUUAAUGCAAUGGGAGAUUUCGCGAAUGCACUUCCAGAUUAUCAAAAAGUUGAAAUGAUGAUGUUUACAGUUGGAAAUAUUCCAAAUUUGGAUGAGAGAAAAGCAAAACAAGGAGAUGAGUUUUUGCAACAUGUUCUUGUUAAAACUUUGCUCAAAGUUGCUACAAAAUAUCGAACUGCUUAUUUGGCAACAGUUUUCACUGAUUCAUUCCUUGAUACAUUGUUAUUGUUAGCUUUGGUUAGAGAUCCACAAGUUCGAUUGGCUACGCAAAAGAUUUUCCACACUUUGUUAGAUAGGUUAGUUUAAUGUUGUCUUAUUUUAUUGAAACAUAUUUUUAUAAAAUUUCAGACAUGAUAAUGCUUCUAAUCUUGUUCACCUUGGUUAUGAAUUGGAUGUUUCGGAUGUUCAAUUAACUGUUGAAAAAUGUUCUCGUGCUGAUCAAAUGUUUAUGAGAAAACAUAUUGGAGAAAUAACUAAUAUGCUUUUGAAAGCAACUUCAAUUUCUGAAGAUCAACAACAUUUUGAUGCAAUUUUAUGCACAAUGAGUCUUCUUUGUGUUGAAGUUGGUUUUGAUGAAACUCUUAUUGAAUUAUUCCGACUUUCACUUGCUUUACAACAAUUGGCAAUUGAUGAAACAAUGAAUUUUAGUACACAGAAAAGAAUUGAAAUACAUAAUAUGGUUGCAAAAUAUAUGAAUUUAUCGGCACAAUUAAUUGCAAACCCAUCAUUAUGUCAACAUGUUCAACAUGUUGUGUCAAAUCGAGCACAACGAGCAGUUUCUGGUCUUAAUUUAUUGGCAAAAGAUCCAUUAGCAAAUGAAGAAGUUCGAGAAGCACAAAAUGAUCCAAAUAAUCCUUUGAAAAUUGUUGAAAUUGAUGCGAUGAAAGAUGAUAGAGGAUUAUUAUUCCAAGUUGAUGAUGUGGCUGAAUCAUUAAAAGCUUCUGGAAAAGAUGCGAGCCGAUUAUUUAUGCCAUUUGGAAGUGGUGGAACAAAUAAAGGAAUUGAAAGAAAUAUUGAUGGAAUUGAUACAACUGAUGGAAAUGAAAGAGGAAUUGAUGAUAUAUCAGUUGAUAUGUCUGUUGAUUGGACACCGCCAGGAAGUGCAAAAGAUAGUCGAAGAAAUACUGUAUUUUCUGUGACUACUGUUCCAAGUGAGUUAAUAUUUGAAUUGUAUUUGACAAUAUUUAAUCACUUUUUAGAACUGAAUUCUGCUGGUCUUCCGGCAACAGUUGAAUCACUUCGAACUUAUGCAAAUUCACCUUUCGAUCCUGUUGAAGAAGAAAAACGUCAGAAGGUAUUUUAACUAUACAAAAAAAGUUUCAGUAAAAGAUAAUAAUUUUACAGGAAAUAACUAAUUCCGUAUUGAAAGAUUUGCGAGAAUCAACAUUUGAUGAAAGAGUUUUGACAAAUGAAAUGAUAAAUGAGUCAACUGAUUUAUCCCGCUCAAUUGGUAAACUUCUUGCCAGAAAUGCAGAUACAGUUAGAGUUCGAGAUAUUGGAAGACCAACAAAACCGAAAAAUGUAUUUGAAAUUGACUUGCCAUCUUUUGCUUAUUAG
Messenger RNA from Caenorhabditis angaria, 2382 nucleotides. NCBI's taxonomy places the organism in Eukaryota, Metazoa, Nematoda, Chromadorea, Rhabditida, Rhabditidae. The record is from the annotation of a GenBank genome assembly.